Messenger RNA from Lycium ferocissimum, 1799 nucleotides. RefSeq lists its product as uncharacterized. Gene Ontology annotation, biological process: mitotic spindle organization. Gene Ontology annotation, molecular function: protein tyrosine phosphatase activator activity; peptidyl-prolyl cis-trans isomerase activity. The coding region runs from base 87 to 1205 and encodes 372 amino acids. Gene Ontology annotation, cellular component: nucleus; protein phosphatase type 2A complex; cytoplasm. NCBI's taxonomy places the organism in Eukaryota, Viridiplantae, Streptophyta, Magnoliopsida, Solanales, Solanaceae. The record is from RefSeq and is a predicted model, not a curated record. The transcript is spliced from 3 exons.
UUCAUAUUUACAGCAGGAAAAAAUUUCAUCAUUUUCAUCCAAACACACCUCUAACAAAACCUCCAUUAAUUUGAUCCCUCAAAAAAAUGGAACCUCCACCACCUCACCACCACCACCACCACCACGGCGGCGCAACCUGCGUCAACUGCGGCGGACCCACCGCAUUUCCACCACCACCACCCGAUACAAACCCUAAUUACAUCCCAAUCCGUGCACCAGCUGUCAACUUACCACCAGCCAAUAACCGUGAAAUCAUAAUGCGUACACCUGUACCUCAAUCACACCCAAUCAUUCCCUUAACUCCACCUUACCACUUCCAAACACCAACUAAAAAAAUCCAAUCCCAAAACGACGUCGUUUCGUUCCAAAACUCAUCAACUUGUGUUAACUUUCUAGGGUUUAUAGUUUCGUUAUCGGAAUCGAUUCGUUCGCGUAAACUCUCAGAUCACUGCCACGUGUCGGGUGUUGUGGCUGAGAUUGUUGAGAUUUUGAAAACCCUAAUUGUGUAUGUUGAUGAGAUUCCUUUAGCGCCUCAAUCGUCGCGAUACGGGAAUUUGGCGUAUAGGACGUGGCAUGAAAGGAUGUGUUGUGAUGCCGAGUCGUUUAUGGUGAAGUUUUUGCCUUUGGAGAUGAAGGAGGCGACUGUUGAGCUUGUUCCUUACUUUACUGAUAGUUUUGGGAACUCUAGUAGAAUCGAUUAUGGUACUGGACACGAGACAAAUUUUGCAGCAUGGUUGUAUUGUUUAGCAAGAUUAGGAGUUGUGAAAGAAGACGACUAUCAAGCUCUGGUGUCAAGGGUCUUCAUCAAGUACUUGGAAUUGAUGAGGAAGUUGCAAAUAACCUAUUCCCUAGAGCCUGCUGGGUCUCAUGGGGUUUGGGGACUAGAUGACUACCACUUUUUACCUUUUAUAUUUGGGUCAUCUCAGUUGAUUGAUCACAAGUACAUGAAACCAAAGUCUAUUCAUAACGAAGAUAUCUUGGAGAACUUUGCAAAUGAAUAUUUGUAUCUCUCAUGUAUUGUAUUCAUAAAGAAGGUGAAGAAGGGUGUGUUUGCAGAGCAUUCUCCCAUGUUAGAUGACAUUAGUGGUGUACCCAAUUGGAACAAGGUAAACAGUGGCUUACUUAAGAUGUACAAGAUUGAAGUUCUGCAAAAGGUUCCUAUCAUGCAGCAUUUCCUUUUUGGCUCCAUUAUCCCAUGGGAAUGAUGUGCUGGUAGGUGUUUUUCCUGAACCAUGGGUCAGUCAUAUAUAGCUUCCUAUUUACCAGCAGCUAUAUAGUGAUGGAGGAAAGACACAUUCUAAUAUUUUGGCAGCAAAUAUCUACAACAUUUGAUGCUUCUAAUGUAUCAACCUGCUUCUGCCGAGUACCUGCCGAGUAGCUGCUACCUUCCACACCGGCUUAUUGUCAGGAUUUUGGAUAUUGUUGUUAAAAAUGAUCUUGAGGGUAUUUGAUAGACUGAAGUGCUUUGCUAGACAGUCCUUUAUUGACUAUUGUCCCUAGAGUAAAAGUAUGCUAUGAGUAAAAAUACUCCAGUUGCAGAGUGGUUGCCUAAACUUGGACAAUUACCUCCUAGGAGGCCUGUAUUGCCAAUUAACACUGUCAACUAUGUCUCUGCAAUCCUUGUGAGUUGUGAGUUGUGACAAAUACCAUGGAAUUCUUUUAUCCUGGAGGAAGUAUAAUAGUUAUUUACCCUGCUGUCCUUAGUAUAAUAGUAUAAUAGCAUCUUUAAAUAUUUUGGAGCCAUUUUGUGGUAGAGAAAAAUGAUUUUCUUCGUGUGAAAUUUAUUAUCAGCUUCAUUA